This is a messenger RNA of Colius striatus (speckled mousebird), 7418 nucleotides long. RefSeq names its product solute carrier family 4 member 4 (gene SLC4A4). Gene Ontology annotation, cellular component: mitochondrion; plasma membrane; basolateral plasma membrane. The coding region runs from base 224 to 4111 and encodes 1295 amino acids. The record is from RefSeq and is a predicted model, not a curated record. Gene Ontology annotation, molecular function: deoxycytidine kinase activity; monoatomic anion transmembrane transporter activity; sodium:bicarbonate symporter activity. Gene Ontology annotation, biological process: nucleobase-containing compound metabolic process; regulation of intracellular pH; monoatomic anion transport. NCBI's taxonomy places the organism in Eukaryota, Metazoa, Chordata, Aves, Coliiformes, Coliidae. The transcript has 30 exons.
GGCGGGCUGUGCUGUGCUUACCUUCUCUUGCCUUUCCGCUUUUGGCCCUCGUCGCCACCCGUCUCCGGCGCCGCGCGCUGCCUGUCCUGUCACCGCCGGUGACGUCGGGGGCCGAUCGGUCGACCGCGGCGCGCGCCAAAUUCGAAGUCGCGCGCGGCGGCGGUUAUUUCCGUUAGCGGGCUCGCGCGCCGGCGGCCGCGUUCCCUCUCCUCAGUGAACGGCCAUGGCCACCCCUCCCAAGCGCGGGCGGCAGGAGGGCGGCAGGAUCAAGAAGAUCGCUGUGGAAGGGAACAUCGCUGCAGGGAAAUCGACAUUUGUGAAUAUUCUCAAACAAGCUGCUGAGGAAUGGGAAGUUGUUCCUGAGCCUGUAGCUAGAUGGUGCAAUGUUCAGCAAAACUCUGAAGAGGAUUCUGAGGAGCUCACAGAAUCGCAGAAGAGUGGUGGAAAUGUGCUGCGGAUGAUGUAUGAGAAACCAGAAAGGUGGUCUUUCACUUUCCAGACAUACGCGUGUCUCAGCAGGAUCCGGGCUCAGCUCAGAUCACUAGAUGGCAAACUCAGGGAGGCAGAGAAUCCUGUGGUCUUCUUUGAGCGAUCUGUCUACAGUGAUAGGUAUAUCUUUGCAGCUAAUUUAUACGAAUCUGAUUGUAUGAAUGAAACUGAGUGGACUAUUUACCAGGACUGGCACGACUGGAUGAAUAAACAGUUUGGUCAAAGCCUAGCACUGGAUGGGAUCAUUUAUCUCAGAGCCACUCCUGAGAAAUGCUUAAACAGGAUUUACUUGCGUGGAAGGGAUGAAGAGCAAGAUAUUCCCAUUGAAUAUCUGGAGAAGCUUCACUACAAACAUGAAAGUUGGCUUCAGCAUAGGACACUGCGGAUGGAAGACGAGGCAGUACUGGAUAGAGGGGCUUCCUUCCUUAAACAUGUAUGUGAUGAAGAAGAAGUGGAAGGUCACCACACUAUUUAUAUUGGGGUCCAUGUACCGAAGAGCUACAGGAGAAGGAGGCGUCAUAGAAGAAGACCUGGGCACAAAGAAAAGAAAGAAAAGGAGAAAAUCUCUGAGAACUACUCUGACAAAUCAGAUGUAGAAAAUGCUGAUGAGACAAGCAGCAGCAUCCUUAAACCACUCAUCUCUCCUGCUGCUGAGCGCAUCCGCUUCAUCCUCGGAGAGGAAGAUGACAGCCCGGCACCCCCACAACUCUUCACGGAGCUGGAUGAGCUUCUGGCUGUCGAUGGACAAGAGAUGGAGUGGAAGGAGACUGCAAGGUGGAUCAAGUUUGAGGAGAAGGUAGAACAAGGUGGGGAACGAUGGAGCAAACCUCAUGUGGCCACCUUGUCCCUGCACAGUUUGUUUGAGUUAAGGACGUGCAUAGAGAAAGGCUCAAUAAUGCUAGAUAUCGAGGCUUCCACUCUCCCACAGGUAGUUGAAAUGAUUGUUGACAACCAGAUUGAGACAGGGCUUCUGAAAUCAGAACUGAAGGACAAAGUCACCUACACGCUGCUCCGGAAGCACCGGCACCAGACCAAGAAAUCCAACCUGCGCUCUCUGGCUGACAUCGGAAAGACCGUCUCCAGUGCAAGUAGGAUGUUUUCCAACCCCGAUAAUGGCAGCCCAGCCCUGACUCACAGAAACCUGACUUCCACCAGUCUGAAUGACAUCUCUGACAAGCCUGAGAAAGAUCAGCUGAAGAAUAAAUUCAUGAAGAAGCUGCCCCGUGAUGCAGAGGCCUCCAAUGUGCUGGUGGGGGAAGUGGACUUCCUGGAGAGUCCUUUCAUCGCCUUUGUCCGGCUGCAACAGGCAGUCAUGUUGGGUGCUCUGACUGAAGUCCCCGUACCGACUCGAUUUCUUUUCAUUCUACUGGGACCGAAGGGCAAAGCAAAGUCCUACCAUGAGAUCGGCCGAGCCAUUGCCACCCUGAUGUCAGAUGAGGUAUUCCACGACAUUGCCUAUAAAGCCAAGGACCGACAGGACCUGAUCGCUGGCAUCGAUGAGUUUCUGGAUGAAGUCAUUGUUCUUCCCCCUGGGGAAUGGGAUCCAGCCAUUAGGAUAGAGCCCCCCAAGUCUCUUCCUUCUUCUGAUAAAAGGAAAAACAUGUACUCCGGUGGAGAAAAUCUGCAGAUGAAUGGAGACACACCUCAUGAUGGAGGGCACGGCAGUGGCGGCCACGGGGACUGCGAGGAACUGCAGCGGACAGGCAGAUUCUGUGGUGGCUUGAUCAAAGACAUAAAGAGGAAAGCACCAUUCUUUGCCAGCGACUUCUAUGAUGCUUUAAAUAUUCAAGCCCUCUCAGCAAUUCUCUUCAUCUACCUGGCCACAGUGACCAACGCUAUCACUUUUGGAGGAUUGCUUGGUGAUGCUACAGAAAACAUGCAGGGCGUGUUGGAAAGCUUUCUGGGCACAGCAGUCACCGGCGCCAUAUUUUGCCUUUUUGCUGGUCAGCCACUCACAAUUCUGAGCAGCACAGGACCUGUCCUUGUCUUUGAACGGCUUCUCUUUAAUUUCAGCAAAGACAACGACUUUGACUACUUGGAGUUUCGUCUCUGGAUCGGCCUUUGGUCAGCCUUCCAGUGUCUCAUUCUCGUCGCUACUGAUGCCAGCUUCCUGGUCAAGUACUUUACCCGCUUCACUGAAGAAGGCUUUUCCUCCCUUAUCAGCUUCAUCUUCAUUUACGAUGCUUUCAAGAAGAUGAUCAAGCUGGCAGAUCAUUACCCCAUCAACUCAGAGUUCAAGGUGGACUAUAUCACACAUUACUCUUGUGCCUGUGAACCAUUAGAUCCAGUAAAUAGCUCGUUAUUUAACAGAACAACGGUGCCGUCAGCUGGUGAGCUGUUCUAUUCCUCUGCUGAGAUGUACAACACCACCAUUAACUGGUCAUCUCUGUCAACAAAAGAGUGCUUGAAAUACGGAGGGCAACUUGUGGGCAACAACUGUGACUACGUCCCUGACAUCACCCUCAUGUCUUUCAUCCUCUUCUUUGGCACUUACACCUGUUCCAUGGCCCUGAAGAAAUUCAAGACCAGUCGGUAUUUUCCAACCACUGCCCGGAAGCUCAUCAGUGACUUUGCCAUUAUCUUGUCCAUUUUGAUUUUCUGUGGAAUAGAUGCCCUGGUAGGUGUGGACACACCAAAGCUAAUUGUGCCAAGUGAAUUCAAGCCAACCAGUCCUGAGAGGGGUUGGUUUAUUCCCCCUUUUGGAGGGAACCCGUGGUGGGUGUACCUGGCAGCAGCCAUCCCUGCACUACUGGUGACUAUCCUUAUCUUCAUGGACCAGCAAAUCACAGCUGUCAUCGUCAACAGGAAGGAGCACAAGCUCAAGAAAGGUGCUGGAUAUCAUCUGGAUUUGUUCUGGGUGGCCAUUCUCAUGAUUGUGUGCUCCUUUAUGGGUCUGCCUUGGUAUGUUGCUGCUACUGUGAUCUCCAUUGCUCAUAUCGACAGCUUGAAGAUGGAGACGGAAACUUCGGCCCCUGGAGAACAGCCCAAGUUUCUAGGAGUGAGGGAGCAGAGAGUCACUGGAGUCAUCGUUUUCAUUUUGACUGGCGUGUCUGUCUUUAUGGCUCCCAUCCUAAAGUUCAUCCCCAUGCCUGUGCUCUACGGUGUCUUCCUCUACAUGGGUGUCGCUUCCCUCAACGGCGUACAGUUCAUGGACCGUCUGAAGCUGCUCUUGAUGCCUCUAAAACACCAGCCCGACUUUAUCUACCUGCGCCACGUCCCACUGCGCAGGGUUCAUCUCUUCACCUUCCUGCAGGUGGUGUGCCUGGCCCUCCUCUGGAUCCUAAAGUCAACUGUGGCUGCCAUCAUAUUCCCUGUCAUGAUCCUGGCACUCGUGGCAGUCAGAAAAGCCAUGGACUACCUCUUCUCCCAGCAUGACUUAAGCUUUCUUGACGAUGUCAUUCCGGAAAAGGACAAAAAAAAGAAAGAGGAUGAGAAGAAGAAGAAAAAGAAGAAGGGCAGUAUGGACAGUGACAAUGACGAUUCUGACUGCCCCUACUCAGAAAAAGUCCCAAGUAUUAAAAUACCAAUGGACAUCAUGGAGCAGGAACCUUUCCUAAGUGAUAGCAAACCUGCCGACAGAGAAAAAUCACCAACAUUCCUUGAACGCCAUACGUCGUGCUGAUACAAUUCCUUUCCUUCAGUCACACACCAUGCCAAGCCCUCCACGAACUCCAGUAAAAGUUGUGCCUCAAAUUAGAAUAGAACUUGAGCCUGAAGACAAUGGUUAUUUCUGGAGGUGCAAGGGAACAGAAACUACUUUGUAAUUUGUCUGUCUGUCGAAUCUUUUGUGGAAUUUAUUUUGUCACUAGCCAAAUAUUAAAACGCUCUCUGCUCCCCACCUGCAUAGGUAAACGAGAUGCCAGGGGCACUGGCAUUACUCUAGCUGAGAAUCAGUGUUUGUCUCUUUGUCUCUCUGUCCUCUGGCAGAACAAAGCCGACCUCCAGGCUAAUUCUGUCUUGCUUACACUGCUGGAAGAUGCUGGAAAGUGCUGCUAACACUAACUUUCUCUUAAAGGCUGUACUUGUAGUUAACACGGGAAGGAAAAGGAAAAGGUACUUCACUCCCAGCACAGACAAACCAUUGCCAUCCUUGUAGCAUGCGUUUUGAAAUGUCCCUUUCCUAUGCAAUUUUUUUUAAAGAAACACUUUAAUGGACUUAAUCCGUCAGGUACAUGGAAGAGUGUUAUUUUCCUAGAUUAUUUUGUUUAAAUUAUGGGGGCCUAACCUACGACUUUUUUUUGUCAAUUUUUUUAACCUUUUUUUAAUUACUGUAAAGAAAAAUGAAUUUUUCCUGCAGCAGGAAACGUAUAGUUAUGAGUAGUUCUACCUCUUAUUUCUAGAUGCCAGGCUUUCUGUAAAAAACAAAAAAAAUUGUACCAUAUGUAAUGUGAUUUUUACAACAAAAAACAAACCACGACACCACACCACAAUCACCAGGACAUGGCAUAGGGCUGGAUCAGUUUGAUUAACACCUUCUACUCUCAAGCAUCUGUUUUACUUAAGAUUAUGGUUUGUUGGGUUUUUUAUGGUUGUUGUUUCUUUUUAUUUUUAAUAAGUAAUCUGACUUCACUAUGAAGGAGAGGGGAUGUAACUUAAAUCUCUGUGAUCUGAGACGAGUCUUAAAUGUCACGGUGGUAAGCGAAGCAUCAUCCGUCGGCGGACAGAUGCUGAUUGUACUCAUGCUGUUGAUUCCAGACACCGUAUCCUUUGAAUCAUUGCUUUUGAAACCUGUGUGUGUAUGUGUGUGUGAAGACCCUGGGUGCGCUUCGGGCACCAUGAGGGCGUGAACGAGGAGAAAGGCAGCUGAAGACGCUCUGCUGAGAUGUGCCUCCCGCCACCCCCCAUCGCCGGGCUCACAGACAUCUGUGUCCUGCAGCUGUCUGCCAUCACCUACACAAUUUGCCCUAACUCUUGACUGCUCGGUCCCUGUCCCGUCCAUCUGACCGCGGCGACGCAUCUGUACCCAGCAGGCCAGGCGUGGGCACGCGUGGGCGAUUGGCUUGGCACCAAAUACCACCCCAGGAGAGGUGGUUUUCUCUCUGUAGCAUGUAUGCGCCUUGUGCAUGCACGUAAAUGUGCAUUUGGGAAACUUGGCUUCACCAAGACAUUUCUUUGAGGCAAUGUGAGGACUGCAGAUAACACACUUAAAGUGUCAUUAAAAAUGUUAAAAAACAAAAGAAGAAAAAAAAAAGCCCUUCUGUAAGGGCUAAUUCCCCAGUGGAGAAAGUCCCCUCGCAGAGGACGGACACGUCGCUGCUGCUUUCGUCCUUGCGAAACCAAAGGCCGUGUUGGUUAAGUAAACAGAAUUUCGUGAUGGUGCUGAGACCUUAUAUGCCAAAUUUUAGCAUCUGCUCACUCGUAGGAGCCAUAUCAGCAACAGGAGGUGCCGGAUAGGGCUCUUCUUUUUCUUUCCCAAAUGUGCAGUAGAAGCAGCUGGCCGCCUUAUUUCCCUGCUGCGGUGCUUUGGGUUGAGGGAUGAGCUGCUGGGGAUGGGAAGGUCUGAGCUCGCUCUGCGGCAGUCAGUGUGCAGGACGGCAGUGGGGCCAUAGAGGUGUCUGCACUGCAUGCACACCCCUCUGUACAUUCCCCUGCUCCUUCUCGAGGGCUCCCGCUUUCAGCUUCCAUGCAAUAUUGUGCUGACUCACAGACUCCCAAACCCGCUCUGGAAGGGCUGGGAAGAUGUUGGAAAGGGCCAGGAAAGGAGCUGCUCUGAUCCUUUCCGCUGCCAGUCCUGCUAGCCAGAGGACAGGUAACCUGAGAUGCGCAAUCCCUGCUCCAACCGACAGUUGCCAUCCCUUGGUGAACACAAGUCCCUGACUCCCAGAGGGGAAAUGGACUCACCUAUGGAGCAUGCAAGAGCCCAGACCUUUGGGUUGUGGGAAGCCUAGCAGCUGAUGGAGGAAAGAUCAGCACUGAGGAACAGAGAGAAGUGACUUCCCUGCUCCUGGCCUGCUGGCAUCUGGUGAUGGUUCUCCACAAAAAUGAGGUCUUCCACUUUAGAACGUUGUUAAAUGUACUUGAAAUGUAUUGACUGCUGACCUAUAUCUUUCUCUCUCUCCUUUUAAAAUUGUUAUUGUUUCUUUUAACCCAAGGAGCUGUUGUACAGAAGGUAGCGUGGCUGAAGGGAUGGGACAAAGUUUUCUGUAGCUUUCCAUGAAAAACACACACUUCUGGUGACAGGACCUGGAAAUGUUCCUUUCCUGGUGCCUGAAGCCAGCACUUCAUUAGCGAUUGUGUCUCUCUUGUUGGUUUUUCCUUUAAAAAACAAAGCAAAACCCAACCCAAAGAGAGGAAGCAAGAGCUCUGCUGGCUUUGGGUGUCAGCACAGGGUGGAGGGCCUCUGGGUGUCGCAAGGUCAGUUUCACCGCACUUCAUAGACCUUUGAAAAUAACUAAAAUGUCUUUUCAAUCAGAAUGGGGUAUUCUGUGGGAAAAGCCUGGCUGAGCACUGCUGGGAAGAGGUGUGGAGCCUGACUCAAAGCCCUCCAAAAUCAGAGGUAGCUGUCAAAAAAUGAACUCCCCAGAGCAAAACCAAGGCAGGUCCCCCUUCGGGGUGGGAGCACCACCCGCCUUGUCCCAGCCCCAGCAGCGUGGUGGCCCUCUGCCUCUGUAGCCCACACUUAUUUGUCAUCGUGGCAGAUACACCUUUGGGGUUUAUUUUGUUUGUUUUUGAAUCAACACGCACUUUCAGAUACUUUUAUUAUUGUUUUUAAUUCUUGUAAGGCUGUAUUGACUUUGGAGGAAACUUAAUGUAAAGUGAAGUGGAUCAAGAUGGUGGAACAAAAAGGAAAAAAGCAGAAAACAUUUCAAUAUAUUAAGUGAUUUUUUUUUUCCUGUAAUAUAAACCACAAAAUUCCUUAUCACAUUAUAGUAUUUUACAGUUUUAUGAAGCUUUCUAUUGUGACUUUUAUGGAAUCAAAAGAUGAAGAU